Messenger RNA from Fraxinus pennsylvanica, 1089 nucleotides. The record is from the annotation of a GenBank genome assembly. Lineage: Eukaryota; Viridiplantae; Streptophyta; Magnoliopsida; Lamiales; Oleaceae.
AUGCUGAACAUCAUUUCCCGGCAACAGAGAACUACUCAAUCCAAAAAGGAGAUAAUGUCUAUACCUAGGUACCAAGAGAUCCUUACGGACCCUAGUUAUGCAGGCCAAUUUGUCUUGAUGACAAACCCCCAUAUUGGCAACACUGGUGUCAAUUUUGAUGAUGAAGAAUCAAGACAAUGCUUUUUAGCAGGACUAGUAAUCAGAAGUUUGAGUAUCAGUACCUCAAACUGGAGAUGCACACAGACGCUUGGGGAUUAUUUGGCAGAAAGGAACAUUAUGGGAAUAUAUGAUGUUGACACCCGUGCUAUUACCCGUAGAUUGAGACAAGAUGGUAGCCUUAUUGGUGUACUGAGCACCGAUGAAUCUAAAACUGAUGAAGAACUUAUAAAAACAUCUCGAACUUGGAAUAUUGUUGGCGUGGAUUUAAUAAGUGGAGUCUCAUGUAAGGCUCCUUAUGAAUGGGUGGAUAGAACAAAUUCAGAGUGGGGUUUUAAUGUCAAUGGAAGAAAUGAAGAGUCUUUUCAUGUUGUUGCAUAUGAUUUUGGUAUCAAGCAAAAUAUAUUGAGGCGCCUAGCAUCCUACGGCUGUAAAAUCACAGUCGUUCCUUCUACAUGGCCUGCCUCUGAGACUCUAAAGAUGAAACCUGAUGGAGUUCUAUUCAGCAAUGGUCCUGGAGAUCCGUCAGCAGUUCCUUAUGCUGUUGAAACUGUCAAGGAAAUAAUUGGAAAAGUUCCUGUUUUUGGUAUUUGCAUGGGACAUCAGUUGCUUGGUCAAGCAUUGGGCGGUAAGACCUUCAAGAUGAAGUUUGGUCACCAUGGCGGAAAUCAUCCAGUCCGAAAUCUUCGAAAUGGCCGUGUUGAGAUCAGUGCCCAGAAUCACAACUAUGCUGUUGACCCUGAAUCGCUUCCAGAAGGUACAGAAGUCACUCAUGUUAAUCUCAAUGAUGGAAGCUGUGCUGGGCUUGCCUUCUCUCAGUUAAAGCUUAUGUCACUUCAGUACCAUCCAGAAGCAUCACCGGGACCUCAUGAUUCAGAUCCUGUAUUUGGGGAAUUCAUGCAACUCAUGAAGCUAGAAAAAAAGAAAGCAUGA